AUGUCGAAAGCUUUCAUUGGCAAACCAGCACCAGCAUUCACUGCAACUGCAGUCAUAGAUGGUGAUUUCAAGACGGUCUCCCUCUCAGACUACAAGGGUAAAUAUGUGGUGCUCUUCUUCUACCCAAUGGACUUCACAUUCGUGUGCCCCACGGAGAUUAUCGCGUUCUCGGAGCGUGCCGAGGAAUUCAAGAAGUUGGGNAUUCCAAUUUGUGGACAAACACGGAGAGGUGAGACAAUCGUUUUGGAAUGA
This is a messenger RNA of Anisakis simplex (herring worm), 252 nucleotides long. The record is from the annotation of a GenBank genome assembly. Lineage: Eukaryota; Metazoa; Nematoda; Chromadorea; Rhabditida; Anisakidae.